AUGGCUCUGCUCGUCCUCCUGCUCUUCUUCCACCUGAUUCUGGACAUUAACUCUCAAUAUGAUCCUCAGCCCCGGCUGUUCGUGUCUCCUGAAGUUCUCACAGUGAGCGGAUCAGCGCGUCUUCACUGUGAUGUUCCACACAGUGUUAAAGUGUCUCAGUGUUAUUUCUACCCAGAGAGAGACGACACAAAUAAAUCAGGGAUUCGUACUCCUUCUCCUCACUCUCUCCCAGCUCCAGUCACAGUGCGGUAUCAGAAACCGGUACUAAGUGUCACUCAUGAUGAUCAGUUUGAUGAAUUCAGACUUGUGUGUGAAAUACCAGAGUCAGAGUCAGUAAGAGCUGAUUUUAGCUGUAAUCUCUACACUGGAGAAAAUCCUCAGCCUUAUCGAACCCAAACAUCUCAAAAGAGACAAUCUGGGAAUCUGGUUUGUAUUUUUACAGCAGAGAGAAAUGAUCUGUUCAGACGUCUGCAGUCAGUAAAGAGUGAUGAAGUGAGCUGUGAUUAUUCACUGAUCUCUGACCCGACUGCUCGCUCUCUAAUGAGUGACAAAUACAACAUGAUACAUUUCUUUCCUGAAGCAACACAGUCAUCCACAACGAACAGACCUACUACUGGUUUCCAUCCAACACACUCAGCCACAACUGAAGAAUCAAAAGCGGGUCCAGUAAAAUUCAGUCAAGAGGAGGAGUACUUUUGUACCCGCCCUGUCUGAUAAUAAGG
Messenger RNA from Clarias gariepinus (North African catfish), 722 nucleotides. RefSeq lists its product as uncharacterized. The transcript has 8 exons. The record is from RefSeq and is a predicted model, not a curated record. NCBI's taxonomy places the organism in Eukaryota, Metazoa, Chordata, Actinopteri, Siluriformes, Clariidae. The coding region runs from base 1 to 714 and encodes 237 amino acids.